This is a messenger RNA of Mobula hypostoma (lesser devil ray), 1280 nucleotides long. RefSeq names its product aquaporin-3-like. Gene Ontology annotation, cellular component: basolateral plasma membrane; plasma membrane. The transcript has 6 exons. NCBI's taxonomy places the organism in Eukaryota, Metazoa, Chordata, Chondrichthyes, Myliobatiformes, Myliobatidae. Bases 76 to 963 code for a protein of 295 amino acids. Gene Ontology annotation, molecular function: glycerol channel activity; urea transmembrane transporter activity; water channel activity. Gene Ontology annotation, biological process: water transport; glycerol transmembrane transport. The record is from RefSeq and is a predicted model, not a curated record.
CGGUAGUUUCCAAUUGCACUGCUUUGGGGUUUGCAGCAAGAUCAGUUCACUGAAACCUUAAAUCUUCCAUUCAAAAUGGGAAAACAGAAGGCAGUGAUUAAAAAACUUGAAAAUACAUUCAAAAUACAGAAUCUAUUGGGAAGACAAUGUCUUGCAGAAUGUUUAGGGACGUUAAUUCUUGUGCUAUUUGGUUGUGGAGCUUUAGCACAAGUUACCCUCAGCAGGGGUACACACGGACAGUUUUUGACGGUUAAUUUUGCCUUCGGUUUUUCGGUGAUGCUGGGUGUGCUCAUAGCUGGCCAAGUGUCAGGAGCUCACCUGAAUCCUGCUGUGACCUUCGCCAUGUGCCUACUUGCCCGUGAACCCUGGAUAAAGUUUCCUCUUUACUCGUUGUCACAAAUAGUUGGUGGCUUCCUGGCGUCAGGCAUUAUCUUUGGUUUGUAUUUUGAUGCUUUGUGGGACUUUAGUGGUCAAGACAAACUAUUAGUUUAUGGUCCUAAUGCCACAGCUGGAAUUUUUGCUACAUACCCAUCUGAACACUUAAGUUCAACCAAUGGCUUUUUUGACCAGAUGAUUGGGACCGCUGCUCUUAUUGUUUGCAUCCUUACUAUAGUGGAUAAGUGGAACAACCCAGUGCCCAAGGGACUGGAGGCAUUUACAGUUGGAUUCACGGUGCUGGUAAUUGGCUUGUCGAUGGGAUUCAACUCCGGCUAUGCUGUGAACCCUGCACGAGACUUCGGACCUCGUUUGUUUACAUCAAUGGCCGGCUGGGGAGCUGAUGUCUUUACUGCUGGAAACUACUGGUUUUGGGUCCCUAUUUUUGCCCCUCUCCUUGGUUCUGUUCUCGGGAUUCUGGUCUAUCAGCUAAUGAUUGGGAUUCACCUUGAGCCUGAGGACCAGAGUUCACCGACUGGAGAAGAAAAUAUAAAACUAGCAAAUAUAAAACUGAGAGAGAAUUACUGAUGCAUUAUAGAUCACGUGUCAACUUAAUAUUAUCAAUAUCCUUGUUUUUCUCUUGCUAAAACACAAUAUUUAAAUCCUUUGAGCAUUACAUUAUUUUAACAACCUUCUUGAAAUGCUGAAGCUUUUUACAAUUUAUCCUGACGAAGUCCUGAUAUAUUUCUAUUGCCAUGAAAUAAACAGAAAUAACCAUGGACAUUUUCACAUAAGCAUAUAGUUUAAUUAUGACACAAAAACAAGUAUUUAAAAAAGCCAAACAACAGGAGUUCUGCAGAUGCUGGAAAUUCAAGCAACACACAUAAAAGUUGCUGGUGAACACA